AUUAUAAAUAGUAGUAGGUACUUGAAAGUUUUAAUGCAAUACAAAUUUGAAGUCUUUAUUUUUUAAUUUAAUUAUUAGUUUCACGAUGAAUUGUGGGAAUGACACAGAGAAUGAUAUGUUUGGCAAUUAUGUUAGUGAUGAUAAUAUGCAGAAUAUUGAUAACCCAGAGUAUACUGAACUUCAAAAUGUAGUUAAUUCUAUAUUUACAAUAAGCCCUUGUAAAACAUCUUCAGUUAAUCAACCAGUAAAUGGAAUUGUUUUGGAACCCAGUUAUGAUGAAACCAUUUAUCUUUCACUUAAAGAAAAAAGUGAAGUAAAAGAUCUUCUGGAAGAAUGGAAAAUGGGGUACUUACUGCAAACUUGUGUGGCCGAGUGUGUAGAUGUUGAAGCAUUGAAGUACAUCAACAGUAAACAAAUAGCUCAACUAUUACAUAAAUACCCACUUGGUAAACGAAUCAAGUUUGAGCAUUAUGUUAAACAGUGGAGAAAAAACUCUAUACAUAAAGAUGUUAGAAAUGAGUCAACAUCGAGAAAACGAUCAAUAUCUAUUUCAUCAAUUUCAUCUACCAGUUCACCGUCCACAUCUUCUGAACCCAUACAGUCAUUUUUGCUUCAUGAUAUUUUAACUAAAAGUGUUCAAGGAGCAUUAAUCACCGAUUACUAUCGUACAAAUAAAAACUUGAAUGAAACAUGUCGAAAUUUAUUAGUUGAUUUGAUAGUAUCUUCAUUGAUUGAUAAACAAAUGUCCAUGUCCAUAUGUUUAGCAGAUCGUAUUGCUACAGAAAUAAUUGGAACCUUCACUACAGAGUUAAAAGAAGUAUAUUUUAUUAGAGAUUUGACAAACAAGUGUCCCAAGGGGAAGUUAUACUCCAAAUACUUUAACAAAAUAAGGAGCUUAAGAAGUCAUGGAUUGGUAUCUCAACUACCGAAAGAUAACAAAAAUGUUGAAAAACAAACAAGGGUUUGCGCAGAACUAGAUAGCGAAAUAACAGUCGAGGAUGAUGCUGAGGUAGCAACUCUUCUGAGCAGUUUAAAACACGAAGACUUAUCAUGGCCCGAUAUAGAGGUUAUUUGGAAAAAAACUACAGGAUACAGAUUACAACACCUGAAAGCUACCCAUUUUUCUGCUGUGGAUAUUCAAAAAACUUGGCCUCAAUAUACAAAACCACUUGGAUAUAAACUUAUCGAUAUUGAUUUCAAACGUUUGUAUGGGAAAAAUGUAUCAGACUUACUCACUACAUUUGAUGCAUCAUAUAACAAAUUAUUCCAAAUUUAUAAUGAGCGAAUAAAAGAUGUGAACAGUAAAAAAUUACUCGAAGAACUGAAAAAUGACAUUAAUGCAUCAGAAAGUUCUAAACAUUGUGUAAUUAUAUAUUUGAUGCAUGCAUUAUUUUUACCAACGUCCAAAAAAUCUUCAAUUGACUCAGAUGGUAAAAAAUGUUUAAUAAAAUUUUCAAUAAAGGAUUCCCAAAAUAGCUUCAUCAUGGUAUCUAACACAGCAAUAGGAAUGGAAGAAAUGCUGAAGUUGAGAAAAAGCAACAACAACCCCAUACAGCCAUGUUUACUAAUUGUUGGCACAAUACUGAAUCCUACCCAAAUCUUAGUAUAUUUUGAUGACGUAAAGUACAAGUUUUUUUCUAUUAUUAAAGCUUUAGAUAUCUGUUUUAAAAUAUUCCAUGUAUUCAAUAUUGAAUAUCCAUUGGAAUCUCAAAACGUUUGGUUAUUUAUUCAACGUUAUUUUUAUGAUGUAAAAUUAAAGUUUGAUAAACCAUGUCCAUUAGUUUAUCAAAUUAUUUCAGAACUAAAAUAAAAAUAAAUUUUGUCAUGUUUUUUCUUCUACCUAUACUACCUAUAUUAUUAUAUAUUUGUAUAUCAUCCUAUGUGUUAAAAUGUAUUAUAUACUAUAUAACUGCUACUUAAGUUACGACUGUGAA
This is a messenger RNA of Acyrthosiphon pisum (pea aphid), 1934 nucleotides long. RefSeq lists its product as uncharacterized. The record is from RefSeq and is a predicted model, not a curated record. Bases 86 to 1810 code for a protein of 574 amino acids. Lineage: Eukaryota; Metazoa; Arthropoda; Insecta; Hemiptera; Aphididae. The transcript has 6 exons.